Messenger RNA from Magnolia sinica, 2533 nucleotides. Its product is annotated as putative wall-associated receptor kinase-like 16. The coding region runs from base 8 to 2248 and encodes 746 amino acids. The transcript has 3 exons. Gene Ontology annotation, molecular function: ATP binding; polysaccharide binding; calcium ion binding. NCBI's taxonomy places the organism in Eukaryota, Viridiplantae, Streptophyta, Magnoliopsida, Magnoliales, Magnoliaceae. The record is from RefSeq and is a predicted model, not a curated record. Gene Ontology annotation, cellular component: plasma membrane. Gene Ontology annotation, biological process: protein phosphorylation; cell surface receptor signaling pathway.
GAGAGAUAUGGGUUUGCAAUCUCUGUUGCUUCACCUCUUCUGGGUAGCAACAACAGUAGAAGCACUAGCAUCACAACCUCCAGUCACAACGAAGCCCGGCUGCCCCGACAAAUGCGGGAAUGUUAGCAUUCCCUACCCGUUUGCCAUCGGCGAUAGCUGCACCAUUCGUGGAGGAGGCUUCAAUAUCUCCUGCAACGCCACUUUUAACCCUCCAAAACCGUUUUGGGGUGAGCUUGAGGUUCUAGACAUAACAUUACUCUCAGGCCUAAUGAGAAUCUUAAACUAUAUAGGCUACCGGUGCUACACCAACACAGGAAAGUUAGACUUCGUCUGGAAGAAUUGGAUGAACUUAGACGAAAGUCAGCCGUUCACGUUCUCAGAAACGCAUAACAAAUUGACAGCCAUCGGCUGCGAUACCAUCGCCUCCAUCACCGGCUUCUGGGGCCGUGAUUUCAAGAGUGGUUGUAUGUCAUUUUGCAAUGACAGAAACAGCGUCAUCAAUGGCUCCUGCUCUGGGAUUGGAUGUUGCCAAACAGCUAUCCCAAAUGCUUUCAAGAGUUUUGAAGUGACUCUUGAUAGUGUUUCUAACCAUAAAAAUGUUUCCAGUUUCAAUCCAUGUAGCUAUGCAUUUCUGGUGGAGAACGAUGCAUUUAGCUUCAAUGAAUCGGAUCUGAUCGGUUUUCACUUCUUGGAUAGAAGUGAAUCCGUUCCAGUGGUGCUUGACUGGGCUAUUUCAAAUGAAACAUGCGAGAUGGCACGGAAGGACUCGGCCAGCUUCGCUUGCGUGAGUGAGAAUAGCACCUGUUAUGAAUCGACUAACGGUUUCCGGUGCAAUUGUUCUGAAGGUUAUGAGGGGAAUCCUUAUCUCAUUGGAGGGUGCCAAGAUAUUGAUGAGUGCAAUGAGAAUGACGUGAAGAAACUUUGUCAACAGAAUUGCAUAAAUUUGCCAGGGAAUUAUUCUUGUUCGUGUUGGAAGGGCUACCAUGGACUCUACGAUGAUCAAAGAGAAUGCAUUAAAGACACACAUAAAUUUCCAGCCGUCGCUGUUGUUUUAGGCAUUGGCUUAAGUCUCUUAGUUAUAUUCACUGGUAGUUCUUCCUCUUAUUGGGUAUGGAGGAAAAGAAAGCUCAUCCAACUCAAAGAGAAAUUCUUUCAACAAAAUGGAGGUUUGCUAUUACAAGAAAAGAUCUCUUCUGGUCAAUCAUCCACUCAGACAUUCAAAAUCUUUACUAUAGAAGAAUUGAAAAAAGCAACCAAUAACUAUGACAAGAGCCAAAUUGUUGGCCAGGGAGGUUCUGGUACAGUUUACAAAGGAAUUUUACCAGACAACAAACUCGUAGCCGUCAAAAAGUCCAAAUUAAUGGAUGAGACCCAAAUCGAGCAAUUUAUAAACGAGGUCCACGUCUUAUCUCAGAUCAACCAUAGGAACAUUGUGAAGCUCUUGGGUUGCUGUUUAGAAGCUGAAGUUCCCAUCCUGGUGUAUGAAUUUAUUUCAAAUGGAACCCUCUCUCAGCAUAUCCAUGGUGAGGGCUAUGAGGGCUAUGCUUCUUCAAUUUCCUUAGAAAACCGUCUAAGGAUAGCUACAGAAGCUGCAGGGGCACUUUACUAUUUACACUCAGCAACUUCCACACCCAUCUUUCACAGAGAUGUCAAGUCUGCCAACAUACUUUUAGACAAUAAUUUCAUGGCAAAAGUGUCUGAUUUCGGAGCUUCAAGAUUAGUUCCGCUAGAUCACACUCGAAUAACGACAUUGGUGAUGGGUACAUGGGGAUACUUAGAUCCAGAGUAUCAUCAAACAGGCCAAUUAACAGGAAAGAGUGAUGUAUAUAGCUUUGGCGUAGUUCUUGUGGAGCUCUUGACAGGCGAGGGGCCCAUUUCUUCCACUAGAUCUCAAGAUAAUAGAAGCCUUUCCAAUUACUUCCUCACAUCUAUGAAAGAGAAUCGGCUCUUUGAAAUUUUAGAGGAACGGGUUCGAAAUGAAGGGGAAGAAGAACAACUCAUGUCAAUUGCUCAGCUUGCUAAGAGAUGCUUGAAACUUAAGGGGGAAGAACGACCUACGAUGAAAGAAGUGGUUGUGGAGCUUGAGGGACUAAGAAGGUUUCAUGAACAUCCUUGGGAACCAAAGAAAAAUGAAGAGAGUGAGAACUUGUUAGGUGAACCUGGACCUUCGCAGGGCUACACAAGCAAUGCAUCCUGCGAAUAUAGUGUUGAUAGCCGCACCCUAUCAGCACUAGAGAUAGGGCGUUGAUUGGCUUGCUUUCCAUUUCAAUAAAGGGGUUGUUUGUUUUUCAAGUAUUUUUGUAAUUUAUUGUAAAUAGAUAAUAAUUACUUAACUGUAUAAUUCGGGCAGGUUGCUUUUUCAAUGCUAAAACCCUGGGGUGAAAAAAUGUGGGGCCCACUGUGAUGUAUGUGGCUAUCCCUACUGUCCAUCCAUUUCUCUAGCAUGAUCUGGAGUUCAAGUGGACCACAUCACACGAAACAAUGGGAAUGUAACGCAUAUGGUUAAAAACUUCUCAGGGCUGCAUAAGUUUUG